Molecule: messenger RNA, 264 nt
Organism: Lottia gigantea (owl limpet)
Lineage: Eukaryota; Metazoa; Mollusca; Gastropoda; Lottiidae
Exons: 2
Coding region: 1-264 (87 amino acids)
Cellular component (GO): intracellular membrane-bounded organelle; membrane
Molecular function (GO): heme binding
Source: RefSeq, a predicted model, not a curated record
AUGGAAGAACUUCCUUCAAAGCAGCGACAAUUUACACUAGAUCUGGUAUCUGAACACAGUAACGAAACGUCUUGUUGGAUUGUCGUAAAUGACAUGGUUUAUGACGUAACGUCAUUUCUUGACAAGCAUCCAGGAGGAUCCGAUGUUGUUUUGGAACAUGCAGGAACAGAUGCCACUGUAGCCUUUGAAGAUAAAGGGCAUUCCAAAUAUGGUGUGAAAUUAUUGGAAAAAUAUAUAAUUGGAGAACUUAUAGAGGUAAGCUAA